Molecule: messenger RNA, 3667 nt
Organism: Diorhabda sublineata
Lineage: Eukaryota; Metazoa; Arthropoda; Insecta; Coleoptera; Chrysomelidae
Product: venom acid phosphatase Acph-1-like
Exons: 4
Coding region: 395-1543 (382 amino acids)
Biological process (GO): dephosphorylation
Molecular function (GO): phosphatase activity
Source: RefSeq, a predicted model, not a curated record
CGUUUCCCAUCGUUUUUAUAACCUGAAAAACGAACGGACCCAAAUUGUGCAUCGAAAUAAUGAAGUUACGUCCGUGAUUCAAUAACGCAUACUAUAGGGCGGGCAAAAACGUUUGACCGGUAGUGUACAUGUACAUACAAUCUUAUAGAAGCGGGAAAUUUAAUUAUGUCUUUAUAAAUAAACGUUAAUAAAAACCUUAAACGCGCUUAAAUUGAAAUUAGUGUCUAAUUUAAGUCUAUAAAAACUUUUAUUUCUUACCGUUACAUUUGGAUAUUAAUGACAUACCUCAAACAUCAUCAAAUAGAUGUUGUGAGUCGUUAGCAGUUGAUAUAUAAAAGGAACUGCUUCAUGUAACAGUUUGUCAUUUGAUUAUAUUGAUCGAGUGGGGAACGAGAUGGGGAUUUCGAUUUUGUUAGGUUGUACUGUAUUUUUGUUUUGCGUAUUUGCGGAGGGAAGUGCUCGAUUUAAUAAUUACACAGAAGAAGAUUACAAAAAAAGUUUUCCUAAUAACGAAGAUCAAGGGACGCUGAAGUUAAUUAACGUGAUGUUUCGACAUGGAAACAGAACUAUAAAUGGCAUAGAUGAGUCAUAUCCAAACGAUCCUUACUUAAAUAUGACUUAUUUCCCUUAUGGACUUGGACAACUUACGAACGCUGGCAAGGUGAAAGAAUAUUUCAUGGGUGCCGAUCUUCGUAAUAGAUACGACGAUUUUUUGGGAAAAUACUACUAUCCCGAGUUAGUCGAAGCGAUUAGCACUAACGUCAACAGAACAAAGAUGUCGCUUUUGUUAGUUUUAGCAGGAUUGUUUCCGCCAAGAAAGGAGGAUGCAGUUUUGGGAAUGUCUUGGCAACCUAUCCCCUACAAUUUCCUACCAAUCGAACGAGAUCCAGUUCUUAACGGUGUCAAAUGCCCUGAAUAUAUCGAGGAAUAUGCGAAACAUGUUCAACAAUUGUUGGAUCGAAAUAAGUUUAAGAAAUACGAAAAAUUGUUUGAUUAUAUAUCGCAGCAUAGCGGUUUGAAUAUUACGACGAUUCGGCAAAUAUAUAAUCUUCAAUUUGGUCUGGCGACUGAACGGGAAUUCGGUCUGGAAUUACCGGAAUGGACGAAUAAGGUGUAUCCGGAACCCAUGACGAAUGUGGCUACCGAAGAUUAUUACAUAGCUAUGGGUACACCCAUUUUGAAGAGACUGGCUAUUGGUUAUUUUUUAAAGAAAUUGAUAAACGAUGCUAACGAUAAUAUCGACGAUGACACGAAACUAAAAACGAAAAUUCACUUGUAUUCUGGUCACGAGAGUACCGUGGCGCGUCUGUUGAUAGCUUUGGGUAUAUUCGAGAAGCAUAUACCUUCGUAUGGGUCUCACGUCAUUUUAGAAUUGCACGAAAUCGAAGGUGUUUACGGUUUCAAAGUUUUUUAUCAAGGGUGGGAUGGUAGGGGAUUACGUUUAAUGCAAAUACCCGGAUGUGAAGAAUUUUGUCCUCUGGAUGCGUUUACCGCGUUAAUGCAAGAUUUUCUACCUCUGGAUGAUGACGUAUGCUCCGAUUGAUAACCAGUGAUGCCAGCUUGGCGGUUUUUUCCCUAAAUUUGGGGAGAAUAAUUUAAAUAAGGGGAUUUUUCCGGGCAGUGGGUGAAAAUAAAUAAUUUUAUACAUCGGAAUUUAUUAGAGCUUCCAGAAACAUGAAAUUGAUGCGUUAAUGAAAGAUUUUCUACCUCUGGAUGAUGACGUAUGCUCCGAUUGAUAACCAGUGAUGCCAGCUUGGCGGUUUUUUCCCUAAAUUUGGGGAGAACAAUUUAAAUAAGGGGAUUUUUUCGGGAAGUGGGUGAUAAUAAAUAGUUUUGUUGAUCGGAAUUUAUUAGAGCUUCCAGAAACAUAGAAUGGAUGCUUUUAUGCAAGAUUUUCAACCUCUGGAUGAUGACGUAUGUUCAGAUUGAUAACCAGUGAUGCCAGCUUGGCGGUUUUUCCCUAAAUUCAGGGAGAAUAAUUUAAAUAGGGGGAUUUUUUUCGGGAAGUGGGUGAAAAUAAAUAAUUUUGUUGAUCGGAAUUUAUUAGAGCUUCCAGAAACAUAGAAUGGAUGCUUUUAUGCAAGAUUUUCUACCUCUGGAUGAUGACGUAUGUUCAGAUUGAUAACCAGUGAUGCCAGCUUGGCGGUUUUUCCCUAAAUUCAGGGAGAAUAAUUUAAAUAGGGGGAUUUUUUUCGGGAAGUGGGUGAAAAUAAAUAAUUUUGUUGAUCGGAAUUUAUUAGAGCUUCCAGAAACAUAGAAUGGAUGCUUUUAUGCAAGAUUUUCUACCUCUGGAUGAUGACGUAUGUUCAGAUUAAUAACCAGUGAUGCCAGCUUGGCGGUUUUUUCCCUAAAUUUGGGGAGAACAAUUUAAAUAAGGGGAUUUUUUCGGGAAGUGGGUGAUAAUAAAUAGUUUUGUUGAUCGGAAUUUAUUAGAGCUUCCAGAAACAUAGAAUGGAUGCUUUUAUGCAAGAUUUUCUACCUCUGGAUGAUGACGUAUGUUCAGAUUGAUAACCAGUGAUGCCAGCUUGGCGGUUUUUCCCUAAAUUCAGGGAGAAUAAUUUAAAUAGGGGGAUUUUUUUCGGGAAGUGGGUGAAAAUAAAUAAUUUUGUUGAUCGGAAUUUAUUAGAGCUUCCAGAAACAUAGAAUGGAUGCUUUUAUGCAAGAUUUUCAACCUCUGGAUGAUGACGUAUGUUCAGAUUGAUAACCAGUGAUGCCAGCUUGGCGGUUUUUUCCCUACAUUUGGGGAGAACAAUUCAAAUAAGGGGAUUUUUUCGGGAAGUGGGUGAAAAUAAAUAAUUUUGUUGAUCGGAAUUUAUUAGGGCCUCCAGAAAAUUUAAAAUUUGGAAGUUUUGGAAUCCUAAUGAAAAGUAGAUUGUCGCCCUCUAUCUUUCGUUUCGUCAGUUUGGUGAUAUUAUGUUUAAAUUUCAGAAGUAAACAAUUUUUUAUCGGUGAAUGCUUUCUUUGUAUAUUUAUAACUAAACUUAACUAACAUCGUCAAAAAAACUUAAGGUAUCUUAGUGCGAAUUUAGGGGAUUCUGAAAUACGCUUGGGGGAAAAAUAUCAACCGGUUGGCAUCACCGUUGAUAACCAAGAUCGACGAUCAGUCGAUCUGCUGGAUUGACAGUUUGAGAGUUUGACAGUUUGACAGAUUUGACAGUUUGGAGAUUCUGUAGUAACUUCCAUUUAACAAAUGUGUUAACAGUUUAACAGUAUCCUGUUAGAACUAGUUUCAGUACAAGAUUUUUUGUCUUUCUGAGUCAUUCCAAUUGUCAAUCUUCUAUAGAUUCGAGUAUUGUGUCGAUGUCGAUUCAUUAAAGAGAUUGUGGUUCAUAGAAAGUUGUCUAGACGCUAUUCUCUACUAGUUAUCAGGAAUGUAAUUUUUUUUCUCUCUAAAGUAUCCAAGUAAUACCUACACACAUAUCGGAGCUGGUUACACUGCUGAUGCUGGACAUAUUUUCUUUGUUUCUGUUAUAAAUAUGGAGGUUGUAGCCUUUAAAUUUUUGAAAAUGUUUUCUCUAGUUGUACGUAGGUUCAGGUAAUAUAAAAUAAGUCGCUAAUUUGUAAAAAAAUAUUCUGUACUUUUUGUAUAUUAAUAGAAAUAUAAUUUUAUGACAAAUUUAUUGUCGUUAUUAAACAAUAAAUAAAAGAAACUUCAUAUUUAAUAGUA